This is a messenger RNA of Rhinopithecus roxellana (golden snub-nosed monkey), 963 nucleotides long. RefSeq names its product olfactory receptor 52N4-like. Gene Ontology annotation, molecular function: olfactory receptor activity. Gene Ontology annotation, cellular component: membrane. The record is from RefSeq and is a predicted model, not a curated record. Gene Ontology annotation, biological process: G protein-coupled receptor signaling pathway. Lineage: Eukaryota; Metazoa; Chordata; Mammalia; Primates; Cercopithecidae.
AUGCUAACACUGAACAAAACAGACCUAAUAGCAGCUUCAUUUAUUCUGAAUGGAGUCCCAGGACUGGAAGACACACAACUCUGGAUUUCCUUCCCAUUCUGCUCUAUGUAUGUUGUGGCUAUGGUAUGGAAUUGUGGACUCCUCUACCUCAUUCGCUAUGAGGAUGCCCUGCACAAACCCAUGUACUACUUCUUGGCCAUGCUUUCCUUUACUGACCUUGUUAUGUGCUCUAAUACAAUCCCUAAAGCCCUCUGCAUCUUCUGGUUUCAUCUCAAGGACAUUGGAUUUGAUGAAUGCCUUGUCCAGAUGUUCUUCAUCCACACCUUCACGGGGAUGGAGUCUGGGGUGCUUAUGCUUAUGGCCCUGGAUCGUGUGGCCAUCUGCUAUCCCUUACACUAUUCAACUACCCUCGCAAAUCCUGUCAUUGCAAAGGUUGGGCUUGCUACCUUCCUGAGAGGGGUACUACUCAUUAUUCCCUUUACUUUCCUCACCAAGCUCUUGCCCUACUGCGGAGGCAAUAUACUUCCCCAUACCUACUGUGACCACACAUCUGUAGCCAAAUUAUCCUGUGGGAAUGUCAAGGUCAAUGCCAUCUAUGGUCUGAUGGUUGCCCUUCUGAUUGGGGGCUUUGACAUACUGUGUAUCAUAGUCUCUUAUACCAUGAUUCUCCGGGCAGUGGUCACCCUCUCCUCAGCAGAUGCUCGGCAGAAGGCCUUUAAUAUCUGCACUGCCCACAUUUGUGCCAUUGUUUUCUCCUAUACUCUAGCUUUCUUCUCCUUCUUUUCCCACCGCUUUGGAGAACACACAAUCCCCCCUUCUUGCCACAUCAUUGUAGUUAAUAUUUAUCUGCUCCUACCACCCACUAUGAACCCUAUUGUCUAUGGGGUGAAAACCAAACAGAUACGAGACUGUGUCAUAAGGAUCCUUUCAGGUUCUAAGGAUGCCAAAUCCUAUAGCAUGUGA